Molecule: messenger RNA, 1119 nt
Organism: Chenopodium quinoa (quinoa)
Lineage: Eukaryota; Viridiplantae; Streptophyta; Magnoliopsida; Caryophyllales; Amaranthaceae
Exons: 1
Coding region: 1-1119 (372 amino acids)
Biological process (GO): telomere maintenance; DNA repair
Molecular function (GO): DNA helicase activity
Source: RefSeq, a predicted model, not a curated record
AUGGAACAUGUCCUGCCGCAAAAACCUGGUGCUUUCUUUAUUGAUGGUCCAGGAGGUACGGGAAAAACGUUUCUCUACAAUGCUCUAUAUGCAGAAAUUCGACAACUGAACAAGAUUGUUUUGCCUACUGCUACAUCGGUAAUAGCUGCAGCUAACAUUCCUUCAGGGAGAACUGCUCAUUUGCGGUUCAAAAUCCCGAUUGAUGAUGAGGGUUCACUGGCAUGCGAUGUUCCAAAACAAGGGAGUUUAGCUGCAUUGUUAAAGGAAACCGCUCUAAUAAUAUGGGAUGAGGCUUCUAUGGCUAAAAAACAAAAUGUUGAAUCCUUAGAUCUUUUAUUGCAGGAUAUUUGUGGAAAUAAGGUAGUGUUUGGAGGGAAAGUAGUUGUUUUGGGAGGAGAUUUCCGACAAGUGUUGCCAGUGGUCCCACGUAAGACAAUGAAUGAAGCAGUAGAGGCAAGUAUUGUCACUUCUUAUCUGUGGCCUAGAUUUGUGAAAUUUAGGCUGACAGAAAAUAUCAGGGCACGGGAAGACCCAGGAUAUGCUUCUUUUUUGCUUGGUUUGGGAAAUGGCGAACUGCAGCAAAUAGAAAACGCUUUUGUCAACCUACCGGAACAUGUUGUACAAUGCACAGAUGACUUUACAGACUUAGUUGCCACUGUUACAGAAACAACAUUUCUAGAAAUUGGCCGUGGCUACUUUGACAGUGAGGUUUUCACAAGAAAGGCGAUUCUGACACCCAUGAAUGAUGAUGUGGAUGGUAUAAACACAUUCAUGAUCGAGAAAUUCCCUGGCUGUGCUGUGACUUACAAGAGUUUUGAUGCUGUUGUUAAUGAUACAUGCAGUAUAUAUCCUAAGAAUUUAUUAACAAGCUGUGCCCAGGUGGUGAGUCCUCAUGAGCUUGUGCUAAAGGAAAACUGCCCAGUGAUACUGCUAAGGAAUUUGCUUCCAUCUUCAGGUCUUUGCAACGGUACAAGGUUAAUUUGCAGGAAGUUUUUUCCGAAUGUCAUUCAGUGCACUAUAGUAGUUGGUCAUUACAAGGGAGAGGAAGUUUUUAUCCAUAGGAUUAAUUUAAGGCCUUCUAAGUCUGUCAAGUAUCCGUUCAUGUUUGAACGAAAAUAA